This is a messenger RNA of Marchantia polymorpha subsp. ruderalis, 1524 nucleotides long. Lineage: Eukaryota; Viridiplantae; Streptophyta; Marchantiopsida; Marchantiales; Marchantiaceae. The record is from the annotation of a GenBank genome assembly.
GUGCAUCGUUCGUUCGUCUGUAUCCCUCGCUUGCAUUUUCGGCCCAAGCCUCGUCUUCUUCCCCGUUCUCGUACGCUUGCGGUGCAGUCGAGCUUCCGACAGACAGACGACAGAGCUCAUGGCUCAGGAGCCGCAUCCGAGCCCCACAUUCGCCGAAGGGGAGCCCGGCCAUGGAGGCAACGCGGACGGAGUGCUGGCCGAGCAGCACGAGAGGCCCGGAGUCGGGACCAAGGUGAAGAACUCGCUGAUGAGUGUGAAGGAGAAGAUGAAGGGCAGAAGCGCCGGAGAUCACCCUUCGCAUUUUCCAGGCAGCUCGUACAAGAACGAUCCGCAGAUGAAUACUGGGCACCCGAGGGAUGUGUAUGGGAACUCCGGGAGUGGCGAUGGCGUCCAGCAUUCUCCUCGAUCGCCCCAUUCUCCCCCUCCUCUCCAUUCGGGACCGCCUCUUGCCGUCGGGCAUCAUCCUGAUUUCGAACCGCAAGGAGUCGGAGAACAGGCUGCGGACACGGUGAUGCCGGGCCAUCAUGUGGAUCAUUUGAUGGAACCCAAUGCUCCUCACCACCAGCCCACCGCGGAGAAGUUGAUGGACAAGCUGCCCGGCCACCACGAAAACCCUUACACUCCGGCCAAAUAUCACGAUGAGGGGGCCAUGGGAGUUUCGGCAGACGAUCAUGAGCGCCGGCACCACCCUUCUCCGUUGCGAGAUCCGCAUCGACAGCAUGUGGUCGGAGAGCCGGAAACUGAUGUUCAGCCUUCGAGCGAGAAUCUCCGCAGAGGCAUCGGAGAAGAUCAGGUUCAGAGCCCAAAGAAGUCCGGGUUCAUCGACAAGCUCAAGGAUAUGGUGACCGGUCAGAAACCUGGACAUGGUGCAGGAACGGGGCACGCUACUGACGAUCAAAUCUCAGAGAAGACAGCAGGUGAACGGGGAAACGCUCCAGGACAGCAGCACUCUCAGCUCCACCAAACAGCAGAACCACACGAUCCUACACGCGGUACUGAAUCAUACACUCAAGGACCAACAGCGGUUUCAGAAGGAGAUUGCUUCGGAAAUGUGAAACAGAGAUUUCGCGGUGGUUCUCAGCAAGAUGGCCAGACUCAGCAAACAUGGCCAUCGCCAUCGAAACCUGAUUACCACAACAUGCCCGGGGCAGUUUACACCGAUCAUCAAGGCAGACCGAUCGAGGGUCCCAAGGAAGAAGGCAAAAGCCCGAAGAAAGAGGGAGUGAUGUCGAAGAUUAUGGAAAAACUCCACAUCGGUCAGCAAAAGCCCUCCACGGAUCAGGCUAUUUCUCCUCGCGCACCCAAGGGAACUGCAACACAACAUCUAUGAGAUAAUGGCCCGGGUACAUAAUGCUGGUGAAUCUGGGGCCAAUGUAAAUUCAGUUGUAUAUAGGAACUUCUCCUAGUGCUAUACUGCUUUCGGAAGUAAUUUACAGAAAUUGAGUUGGGAGCUGAGGUGUACUUAUGAUUCUCUUAUAAAUAAGAGUAUUUUCAUGGACGUAAUUGCAAGUUACUUUUGAAUCU